AUGAACCCUCCCCCUCCUCCUCCCCCUCCACCCCCACCGCCUCAUGGGCACAGUGCUGGCAAUCGAAAUGGUCUUCCCGAGGGCAACUACGACAUCUUCAUAAUACCACCACACUCGUCCGGCGGUGGCUUCAUAUACCUACCAUCUCUGCAGCCUCAUCUGAACAGCUUCCUGGCUGGCGUUGCCUGCACUUUGCUGGGUGUUACCUUUUGGAUCAUUGUCUUACCAGUGUUCAAAGAGUGGUUCUCAACCAUAGUGGCUGGUGGUGGGAUGUCCGUCAUGAUACUCUUACUAGCAGUGGGAGUUGCGGGCUGGGCUUGGGGGAAGACCCAGAUACAAGCUGGAGGUCCAGGACAAGGAGGUACUGGUGGGGCGCCCAAGACGCAUAUGCCUGGACACUCAGCUGGAGGUCCUGCUCCUGGUCCCACUCCUGGAUUCACUCCUGGUCCCACUCCUGGAUUCACUCCAGGUGCAACUCCCGGGUUCACUCACGGUCCAAAUCCUGGCUUCACCCCGGGCCCUGGAUUCACUCCAGGAUACACUCCCCCUCCAGAACCGCGACCGCCACCCAAGCCUACGUGGCAACGAGCUAAUCCUGCACCAAAUGGAACAGCGAAGUCAGUGUGGGAGAAGGCCAGGGAGGAGACAAGGAAAAAGGAGGAGGAGCGGAAGAAAGCCGAAGAGUUGCGGAAAAAGAGGGAGGAUGAUGAGAAAGAGCGAAUUAAACAAAGGGAAAAAGACGCACGAGAAAGGGAGGUCCGCGAGGCACGAGAGAAGAGAGAAAAGGAAAGAGCACAGGAAAGAGCACAGGAAAGAGCACAGGAACGAGCACAGGAGCGAGCACAGGAGAGAGCACGACCAGCAUCUCCCACCAAAGAACACCGACAUCCAACCGCAAAGACCGCAACAGAAGAUGAUGCCUAUUCGUACAGGCCUUACGACGAGCCGAAACGAUCUACAAAGACGGCUACCGCUUCGUCGAUAUAUUCCGAGUCCUCAUACGCACCCUCACAAUCGACCAGUCGGACAACACCACCACCUUCUCAUCGAGGCCCAUAUCGUUGCAAAGAUCCCGAUAAGAUUGUUCUCAAGGCAGUGUAUUCAUUCAAUAACACAUUCACCAAAGUUCCAAUUUCCAAAUUGGUCUCUGGAGUGGGCGCCGUAACAGAUGGUCUCAUUCUCCGAAUUACAACCGAAGGUCUCUUUAUUGACGACGACGUGAGAGGCGUUCCCCAGCGGGAAUGGGAUGUCAAGGCAUGGACUUUGAAAUUGGUAGAGGUAUGGUGUCCCCACCUACACGCGUUGGGAGCAAUUUCUGGCUCCACUCCCGCAACGCGCAAUGCUCCAACUGGUUCUUCUGGAUUUUUUUCCAAGAAGUGGGCUUCCAAAACUCCUUCUGCCGAAGAGUCUGAGUCUUUCGUUGAAGCGUCUUCGCGUGCUUGCAAACCCUACCUGUCUGGAUCUUCAGGUGCUUCUUCUUCAUCGAUACGAACGAAAUCUGACGGCAGUGUUCUAUCACAGAGCGGCGAGUUCAAAGGGCUGCACGUCCUCAGAGCAAAUAUAAGAGAUCAGGAAGGCAAAAAAUAUGUAUUCAUCCUGCAAGAAGAAGAAGGUUGGAAGGUCGCAGUUGGGCUGCAACGACUCCGGAGAGGGACGCAAGUCAGAGCAUUAGGAGUGAGUGGUAUGGCCAUCAACGAGACGAAGGCAAUCUUGGAAAACAUGGGGUGGGCAUGA
Molecule: messenger RNA, 1734 nt
Organism: Letharia columbiana
Lineage: Eukaryota; Fungi; Ascomycota; Lecanoromycetes; Lecanorales; Parmeliaceae
Exons: 1
Coding region: 1-1734 (577 amino acids)
Biological process (GO): chromatin remodeling
Cellular component (GO): Swr1 complex
Molecular function (GO): ATP-dependent H2AZ histone chaperone activity
Source: RefSeq, a predicted model, not a curated record